GCGCGGCGCGGCGGGGGCGCAGCGCUCCCACGGCCGCCCGCAGGGUCCUAGCGCCGCCCGCCGCGCUCCGCUCCUCCAUACGCUCACCAUGAAGGUCGCCGCCGUCUCCCCGUCUCCGUUGCCCGCCGGGCCCGGCGGGGCGUUGAAGGCGGUGAGGCCGGGAGAAGCCGCCCGCUGCGGGCCGGGCCCGGGUCCGGGAGCGAUCGCGGCGGAGCAAGCGGCGGCCGCGCUGCUGUACGAUAUGAAGGGCUGCUACUCGCGCCUAACUCUGGUGCCCACCCUGCCCCGGCACCGGAGGGUGUCCAAUGUGGAGCUGCUGCAGCAUGUCAUCGACUACAUCUGGGACCUGCAGCUCGCGCUGCAGCCCGGGCCCCCCGGCCCCCCAACAACGCCGAGCCCCCCGAUGCUCCGUGCAUGCCCGCUGCCGACCGCAUCCUGUGCCGCUGAGACCACCACGGACCCGCCGGGACCCCCCCCCAGCAGCGCCGCCGCGCUCCGGAUGGGACCCCCGGGCACGGAUGGGAGGGGGCCCGAAGCUGCGGGGCUGCAGCCGGAGCCCCCCCCCCAAGCCGGGGGCUUCGGAUCGUAACCUUCUCAGAUUGCUGAGAGCAUUCCCUGUAUUGUAUAUUACAAUGAUGCUGGAGAAUAUUGUUCUACAAUAGCCGGAGUUUUGUUAUUAAACAAGCCCUGAUUACCAGGCACGCGUCUU
Messenger RNA from Anas platyrhynchos (mallard), 709 nucleotides. RefSeq names its product inhibitor of DNA binding 1 (gene ID1). The record is from RefSeq and is a predicted model, not a curated record. Gene Ontology annotation, cellular component: cytoplasm; nucleus. Lineage: Eukaryota; Metazoa; Chordata; Aves; Anseriformes; Anatidae. Gene Ontology annotation, biological process: negative regulation of transcription by RNA polymerase II; cell differentiation; circadian regulation of gene expression. Gene Ontology annotation, molecular function: protein dimerization activity; transcription regulator activity.